This is a messenger RNA of Bufo gargarizans (Asiatic toad), 2479 nucleotides long. RefSeq names its product myotubularin related protein 2 (gene MTMR2). Gene Ontology annotation, biological process: dephosphorylation. Gene Ontology annotation, molecular function: phosphatidylinositol-3,5-bisphosphate 3-phosphatase activity. Lineage: Eukaryota; Metazoa; Chordata; Amphibia; Anura; Bufonidae. Bases 260 to 1975 code for a protein of 571 amino acids. The record is from RefSeq and is a predicted model, not a curated record. The transcript is spliced from 15 exons.
CACCAGCGCACAUAACUAAUCAGUACGUUGUCAGGGAUUCAUAUGCCUGUGUUCAAAGAGCAGGAUAUAGCAUAUUAUCAGUAAGAGAGUCCGGCCUGAGGCGGCAUGUCUGCGGCACAAUGUGGGUCUGAGGACCUACGAUGAUGAUGAUGAUGAUGAGGUUAGCAGCCGAGACCAUGUGACUGCCCCCGCCAGAUACGUGCUUUCUGCACAGAAGUACCACAGUAACGUAUGAUACUGUACCUAUCAAGCCUUCAGUAUGCUUGCUGGGAUGGAGGACCUGUUGCUGCUGCCGGGAGAGGUGGUUAAAGAUAUGGCUAAGGACAUUUCUUACAUCUGUCCGUUCACGGGGGCCAUUCGUGGAAGCCUCACAGUUACCAACUACAGACUGUACUUCAAGAGUCUGGAACGGGAUCAUCGCUUGAUAUUGGAUGCUCCUCUAGGAAUCGUAAGUCGCAUUGAAAAGAUUGGCGUAUCUACUGGCCGCGGAGAGACUUCUCAUGGAGUUGAAAUUGUGUGCAAGGACAUAAGAAAUUUGAGAUUUGCUUAUAAACCAGACGGGCGCGUCCGAAAAACUGUGUUUGAGAGCCUGAUGGCUUACGCCUUCGCUCUAAAUCAUGAAUUGCCACUCUUUGCCUUUGACUAUAAAGAAGUGUUUGCUGAAAAUGGCUGGAAAGUCUAUGAUCCGAUCACAGAAUACAAAAGGCAGGGUGUGCCCAAUGAAAGCUGGAGAAUUACUAGACUGAAUGAUCGGUACGAGCUGUGCGACAGCUAUCCGGCAAUACUAGUCGUCCCAGUGACUAUGUCUGACGAUGAAUUACGGAGGGUGGCUGCAUUCAGAGCCAAAGAUCGGAUCCCUGUACUAUCUUGGAUUCAUCCGGAGACCCAGGCUACUAUUGUGCGCUGCAGCCAGCCCCUGCCAGGAGUCAACGGGAAGAGGUGUAAGGAGGAUGAGAAGUAUCUGCAGUCCAUCAUGGAUGCCAACGCACAGUCCCAUAAAAUCUUUAUUUUCGAUGCAAGACCUAGUGCCAACGCUAUAGCAAGUAAGUCAAAAGGUGGAGGAUUUGAGAGCGAGGACGCCUAUCAGAAUGCAGAGCUGAUCUUCCUAGAAAUCCACAACAUCCACGUCAUGAGAGAGUCUCUGAGAAAGCUGAAGGAGAUUUCGUAUCCCAUCAUUCAGGAGUCACAUUGGCUAUCAAACCUGGAGUCUACUCACUGGCUGGAGCAUAUUAAGUGCAUACUUUCUAGCGCUCUGAGAAUUGCUGACAAAGUGGAAUCGGGGAAGACGUCCGUGGUCGUUCAUUGCAGCGAUGGCUGGGAUCGGACUCCACAGCUCACCUCGUUGGCUAUGAUCAUGCUUGAUGGGUAUUAUCGGACCAUCCGAGGGUUCGAAGUGCUGGUAGAGAAGGAAUGGCUGAGCUUCGGGCAUAAAUUCUUCCUUAGGGUCGGACAUGGUAACAAGAAUCACCCAGACGCUGACAGAUCCCCAGUGUUCCUGCAGUUUAUUGACUGUGUCUGGCAAAUGACUAGACAGUUCCCUCACGCCUUUGAGUUUAAUGAGCAUUUCCUCCUGACUAUUCUGGAUCAUCUUUACAGCUGUCUGUUUGGAACAUUUCUGUGCGACAGCGAGCAGCAGCGCGUAGAACAGACAGUGCCACUGGAGAGUGUUUCUCUGUGGUCCUAUAUCAACAGCCAACUUGAGGACUUUGCCAAUCCUUUCUUUGUGGAUUACUCCGACCACGUUCUGUAUCCUGUCACCAGUACUAGACAUCUGCAGCUGUGGACUGGAUACUACAUCAGGUGGAACCCAAGAACUAAGCCCCAGGAUACCAUCAGUAGCCGCUGCAAGGAUCUACUGGCCAAACGUGCAGAGCUGCAGAAGAAACUGGACGAGCUUCAGCAAGAGAUGAGCAACCGCUCCCUGUCCUCCGAGAGGGGGGGGUCUGUGGCGUCCGUCACCCAGACCGUGGUAUAAUACUAUUGUACAGGGUGGCUCUAAAGUCUUACUCAAGGCUGGGAAUAUACAUUGACGGUUUGGAUUAGAGUCGUAGUUAGCGGGGCUGAUACAUUAGUGUUACCUUCAUAGCAGAGCAACACAGGCAUUGCCAUGAAAUUGGAAAAAAAAUAUCUGCUUGUGUUCCAGAAACAGCACCCCCCUUGUCCACAGGCUGUGUCUGGUAUUGCAGUACUGAAUUUUUUUCUGACUUUUGUCAUAAAGGAAGUUUCCACCUCCAUCUUCCUAUAAUGUCAUCUCUCUAUCUAUCUCUCUAUCUAUCUCUAUUUGUCCAUUCAUUGUAAUGUAAUCUAUUCUGUCAUCUAAUAUCUAUCCAUAUAUAUUUAUCCAUCUUUCCGUCGUAAUCUAAGGCUACUUUCACAUUAGCGUUUUUGCGGAUACGUCAUGGAUCUGCACAGAUGGAUCCGUUCAGAUAAUACAACCGCAUGCAUCCGUCUGUAUUAUCUUUAACAUUGCCAAGAUGGA